AUGCCCGCGCUCGCCCUUGCAGCCGUGCUCGCCCCUGGUGCCUGCGCUCGACCCUGUAGCCCGCGCUCGUCCCUGCAGCCUCGCUCGCCCCUGCAGCUCGCGCUCGCCCCUGCUGCCCGCGCUUGCCCCUGCAGCCGCCCUCGCCCCUGCAGCCCGCGCUUGUCCCAGCAGCCGCGCUCGCCUCUGCAGCCUGCGCUCGCCCCUACAGCCCGCCCCCUGCUGCCCGUGCUCGACUGUGCAGCCCGCGCUCUCCCCAGCAGCCGCGCUCGCCCCUGCAGCCUGCGCUCGCCCCUGCAGCCAGCGCUCGCCCCUGCUGUAGGGCCAGCGCUCGCCCCUGCAGCCCCCGCUCGCCCCUGCAGCUACGCUCUCCCCUGCAGCCCGCGCUCGCCCCUGCAGCCUGCGCUCGCCCCUGCAGCCGCGCUCGCCUCUACAGCCUGCGCUAGCCCCGGCAGCCCGCGCUCGCCCCUACAGCCAUGCUCACCCCUACAGCCCGCACUCGCCCCUGCAGCCACGCUCGCUCCUGUAGCCCGCGCUCGCCCCUGCAGCCAACGCUCGUCCCUGCUGCUCACGCUCGACUCUGCAGCCCGCGCUCUCCCCUGCAGCCGCGCUCGCCCCUGCAGCCGCGCUCGCCCCUGCAGCCCCCGCUCGCCCCUGCAGCUACGCUCGCCCCUGCUGCCCGCGCUCGCCCCUGCAGCCUGCGCUCGCCCCUGCAGCCGCGCUCGCCCCUGCAGCCUGCGCUAG
This is a messenger RNA of Closterium sp. NIES-65, 741 nucleotides long. The record is from the annotation of a GenBank genome assembly. Lineage: Eukaryota; Viridiplantae; Streptophyta; Zygnematophyceae; Desmidiales; Closteriaceae.